UGAGGGAUCGAGGGCGGAACGUCAGUCGCGGGGUUGCAGCGAGAUCGAUUAAAUCAGCAUGGCUACAGCAUAUCACCAAGAAGCCCUUCGCAAACAGAGGAUUUUGGAGCGGAAAAAGGAAGCAGCAAUUCGCAUGGAGGCUGAACGGCAGGGUAUUUUUGAGCCCGGCCCCGCUCUUCCAGCACACAGCUUAAACCCUCCUGUACAGACUGACACCUACGGAACUAACAGACCUGGUUUGAAACCUGACAUCAUGGACGACGCUCUCAUUUUCAGUGAGAUCACACACGACCCAAACUUCAAGUUUAGAAUUCGCAAAGAUGAGAAGGAACCCCCAAUACAUGUUAAUCCAAUAUAUCGCAUCAUGUACCCUAAUGCCCUGAGAGUGGUCAAUCCUAGUGAUGCCACUCAGUAACAUACUGGACAAGUUUCGCGUGAAUGAUGAAGGCUUCAAAAAUCGCUUUCGAAAUAGAGCUCAUUUGAGUCCACAUGUUGACAGGGUUUAUAAGGUUUUGUAUGCGGAAAAUUGUGACAAUGCUGAUUACUCUAUGAACG
This is a messenger RNA of Liolophura sinensis, 555 nucleotides long. RefSeq lists its product as uncharacterized. Lineage: Eukaryota; Metazoa; Mollusca; Polyplacophora; Chitonida; Chitonidae. The record is from RefSeq and is a predicted model, not a curated record. The transcript is spliced from 4 exons. The coding region runs from base 59 to 415 and encodes 118 amino acids.